Messenger RNA from Plenodomus lingam JN3, 195 nucleotides. NCBI's taxonomy places the organism in Eukaryota, Fungi, Ascomycota, Dothideomycetes, Pleosporales, Leptosphaeriaceae. The record is from RefSeq and is a predicted model, not a curated record.
AUGCCGGGAGAUGAGCUGGGUCCAAAAGUAGAAGCUGCCGCAUAUUCUGCUUACGCUACCUCCAACACCUAUCCCAAAACCAUCCUCCAUCAUCCUCCCACCCCCUUCCCCGAAAUUUCAAAUCUUACCAUGGCACAAAUAACCACCGACCUGCUUGAAUGGGACUCGGCCGCCUGUUCAUUCAGGAGGUGGUGA